GUAAGGUGCCAAGGAGAUCAUGUACUGGGUGGGCAGACAUGAAGAGCUGGGUGGGCUGACACUGGCUGAAGACGCAUCUCGGUGCGGGGACGUAUAAGCCCGAUGUAGCUGGUAGUCAAGGGCUUUCAAAUACAAAUCGGCAACCUCUUCCUGCACAUUGCCUUGGAAAUUUGCCUGUAACUAUGACGACCUCUUGCUUGUCACAUGAUCGCUUCAUCAAGCCCGAUACACUAAAUACUCCGGUGCACAACACUAACUAACUCUUUCCCUGAGCUGAUCUAAGACUGCCUUUGCGAUCUAUCUGAUCCAACAAGCUCGUGAUGUCUAAAACCAUUGCUGUGACUGGGGCCACAGGGUCCCAAGGAGGCGGAGUUGUCAACAUAAUGAGGAAGAGUCCAGGGUGGUCCGUCCGAGCCGUCACCAGGAAUCCGACCAGCGAGGCUGCCAAGAAGCUUGCUGCAGCGGGAGUCGAAGUCGUGCAAGCCAGCUUCGACAAUGAGGCCUCACUAGUCAAUGCUUUCCAGGGUGUGAAUGCCGUGUUUGCCAUGACCAACUGGUGGGAACACCUGUUCUCGGGCAAAUCUCAGGAUGAGUCUGGCCUGCUUGAAGAGGAACAGGGCAUGAAGAUUGCUCGAGCUGCAGCUCAGACCUCCACUCUGGAGCAUUAUAUCUGGUCGACCACUCCAAGUGCCAAGCGUAUUCUCAAUGGUCAACAUUCAACUCCACACAUGGAUUACAAGGCAAACGUCGACGCCCGUAUCAAGUCAGAGUUGCCCGACUUGGCGGAGAAGACAACAUAUCUCUACUUCGGCUUUUACCCCCAGAACUUAGCGUUCUUCCCUCUCCUCAAGCCAAUACAGCACGUGAGUCACGUCUGUCUUCAACUCAGUCGAGAAUGCUGGUUGACGUCUAUACAGCCCUCCACCAGAGCUUGGAUUCAGAUUGUGCCUACUAAUCCAGAUGCAAAAAUAUUGAUAGCGGGUGACAUGGCUGUCAAUCCCGGUAUCUGGGUCCGUCAAGUCUUAGCGACUGGCCCCAAGGCGUUCGGAAAGUAUGCCAACGUCGCGCUUGAGAAAUGGACCUUCCAGAAUAUUAUGGAUGUUUGGGCGGAAGUUACGGGCAAGACAGGUGUGCUUAUGAAGUGCACACAGGAGGCCUACAGCCGCCUUUGGGGCCCACCUGGUCAUGAGUUGGGUUUGCAGUUCAAGUUCGGCGAGAUGUGUGACCCUUGGCAAGAGACUGAGGAGUUCAUAAGCCCCGCAGAGCUUGAUAUAGACACCAACGAAGUAGUUGGUUUUAGGCAAACCAUUGAAGGGCUGAAGAGCUUUUUCUAA
Diaporthe batatas is the source of this 1334-nucleotide messenger RNA. RefSeq lists its product as uncharacterized. Bases 321 to 1334 code for a protein of 337 amino acids. The transcript is spliced from 2 exons. The record is from RefSeq and is a predicted model, not a curated record. Lineage: Eukaryota; Fungi; Ascomycota; Sordariomycetes; Diaporthales; Diaporthaceae.